AUGGCCAACACAAUCGUCGUCGUCGGAGCUGGUGUUUCCGGAUUGACAUCGGCCUACCUUCUCUCCAAGAACAAGGGAAACAAGGUCACCGUCGUGGGCAAGCAUAUGCCUGGUGACUAUGAUAUCGAAUAUGCCUCGCCUUUUGCUGGGGCUAAUGUAUGCCCAAUGUCCACACAAGAGAACAGCAGAUGGGAACGUCGAACAUGGGUAGAGUUCAAGAGACUCUGCGAGCAAGUCCCUGAGGCGGGUAUUCACUUUCAAAAGUGCUACAUCGACAGACGCAAGAAGGAUACAGAGGCAGCAAAGAACAGUACAUUCCCUGAUGCCCUAUUCCAAGAAGAGCCAUGGUACAAGGAAUUGUUCGAGGACUUUAGAGAAAAGAACCCCAAUGAGGUUACCCGCGGUUAUGAUUCAGGCUGCGAGUUCACAUCCGUCUGUAUCAACACCGCCAUCUACCUUCCCUGGCUGGCAGGUCAAUGCCUCAAGAAUGGCGUCGUUAUCAAGCGGGCCGUUUUGACCGACAUCAGCGAGGCCAAGAAGUUGAGCCACACGGGCAAUGUCUCUAACAUCAUCGUCAACGCUACAGGUCUGGGAUCACUUAAGCUCGGCGGUGUCAAGGAUGAGACUAUGGCACCCGCGCGCGGACAGAUCGUGGUGGUGCGAAACGAGACCACACCCAUGCUCAUCACAUCUGGAGUUGAAGAUGGUGGUGCCGACGUGAUGUAUAUGAUGCAGCGCGCAGCUGGAGGUGGCACAAUUCUGGGAGGAACAUAUGAUAUCGGCAACUGGGAGUCUCAACCAGACCCCAAUGUUGCCCAGCGCAUUAUGCAGCGCGUUGUUGAGGCCCGUCCUGAAGUUGCUGACGGUAAGGGCGUGAAGGGACUGAGCAUUAUCCGACACGCUGUUGGUCUACGACCUUGGAGAAAAGAUGGACUUCGACUUGAGGAAGAAAAAUUGGACGAUGAGACGUGGAUCGUGCACAACUAUGGCCAUUCAGGUUGGGGAUACCAAGGAUCAUAUGGUUGUGCUGAAGGUGUAGUUGAAUUGGUCGACAAGGUUGGCAAGGCCGCCAAGUCAAAGCUGUAA
Molecule: messenger RNA, 1086 nt
Organism: Fusarium coffeatum
Lineage: Eukaryota; Fungi; Ascomycota; Sordariomycetes; Hypocreales; Nectriaceae
Exons: 4
Coding region: 1-1086 (361 amino acids)
Molecular function (GO): D-amino-acid oxidase activity; FAD binding
Source: RefSeq, a predicted model, not a curated record